AUGUGUUGGAUUUUACACAAUAAUUAUGGAAUUAAUACAGUUCUACAUCUACUAGAUGAUUUCUUAACAAUCGACAGACCGUCAGCAAAUGCCGACGCUACUAUGAAAACUUUAGUUUCCGUGUUUGCUUCACUUGAAAUUCCGAUCGCAAAACAUAAAACUUUAGGACCGGUAACAUGCAUCGAAUACUUGGGUAUAAUAUUGGACACUAUUCGUAUGGAAGCUAGAUUACCCGAAAAUAAAUUAUGUCGAAUUAAGGAAUACCUAUUGUUUUUCCUCAAUCGCAAAACAUGUACAAAACGUGAGAUGUUAAGUUUAUUGGGUCAUUUAAAUUUUGCUAUGAGAGUCAUUAUUCCUGGGAGAUCGUUUAUAUCUUAUCUACUUAACAUAGCUCACUCUGUUAAAGAACUUCAUCACCAUGUCACUUUAAAUUCUAGUUGUAGAAAUGAUUUAUCAUUGUGGCAUAAGUUCUUAGAUCAGUGGAAUGGAAUUUCUUUCUUUAUUGAUGAUAAUAUAGUAAAUGCGUCCGAUUUUGAUUUAUAUACUGAUGCUGCGUCAACCGUGGGAUUUGGAGGUUAUUUCAAAAAUCGAUGGUUUCAAGCGUUAUGGCCCAUAGAAAUGAAAUUAGAUAAGGAAUUAUCAAUGUCUAUGGCUUACAUGGAAUUAUAUCCUAUAGUAAUUGCUGCUAUUAUAUGGGGUGAUGAGUGGUCAGGGAAGCGUAUUCUAUUUUACUGUGAUAAUAUGGCAACAGUUUUAAUUAUAAAGAAAGGAAGAUCAAAAUCAUUAGAAAUUAUGAAAUUAAUGAGACGUCUAACUUGGUGUUCCGCAAAAUACAAUUUUAUUAUUCACGCUACUCAUGUAGCCGGAAAAUGUAAUACUAUAGCUGAUGCUCUCUCUCGAUUUCAGAUGGAUCGUUUUCGUCAACUGUGUCCGACAGCAUCAGUGGAACCUUGUCACUGCCCGCCCCACUCAGAAAUUCUGUGGAAUUAA
Messenger RNA from Mytilus trossulus (common blue mussel), 990 nucleotides. RefSeq lists its product as uncharacterized. Lineage: Eukaryota; Metazoa; Mollusca; Bivalvia; Mytilida; Mytilidae. The record is from RefSeq and is a predicted model, not a curated record. The transcript has a single exon. The coding region runs from base 1 to 990 and encodes 329 amino acids.